Messenger RNA from Stereum hirsutum FP-91666 SS1, 1218 nucleotides. RefSeq names its product phosphatidylserine decarboxylase-like protein. Gene Ontology annotation, biological process: phosphatidylethanolamine biosynthetic process. NCBI's taxonomy places the organism in Eukaryota, Fungi, Basidiomycota, Agaricomycetes, Russulales, Stereaceae. Gene Ontology annotation, cellular component: mitochondrion. The record is from RefSeq and is a predicted model, not a curated record. Gene Ontology annotation, molecular function: phosphatidylserine decarboxylase activity. Bases 1 to 1218 code for a protein of 405 amino acids. The transcript has 4 exons.
AUGUCGACGAAGUUCGUUCAACAUCGGCUUGGCGGAUGGCUUCCCAACGAUCAGGCCGUUCUCGAAUCAUGGCUGGCGAAAAAGAUAGCCCAAGUCGACCACCCCAAGUGGCGUACCCAUCAGCCUCUGGCUCCCGUCAUACAAGACUUCCAAAGGUUCAUCGAAGAGGACCCGGUCGUUUACGUGGGCUUCCACGAGAUGUUCGAGCAAGUACCCCACAAGCCUCCUUACAAUAAAGACCCCACUGGCAAAUGCCAGGUCCGUGACUAUAAGCUGAUGCUGAAGCUUUUCGACCAAAUCAUUCGUGAAGCGCCCGCGUUCGAAGACAAUGACUUUGUUGGUUUCCCGAUCAAUGCCAUUUUAGAAUGGCCAAUGGGCACGGACGCUGGACUCAGAACCUUCGUCCUGCAGAAGGUUAACGAGCACUUCCACAAGAUGUUUGACGUCUGGUCCGCAUUCCUCUUGUCGGAGGAGUCAUGCUACGUCCUCACCAGCGAGGAUAACGGCUGGUUCGGACCUGGCGCUUCUAUCGCCAUCCCAGACUUUGCUGAGACCUUCAUCUGCAAUCCAGAGGCGCCACACUACGGCUUCACUUCCUGGGACGAAUUUUUCACUCGCCUAUUCCGCCCAGGAGUUCGCCCGUUCGCCCUUCCAGAACACGACAACGUCAUCAACAGUGCGUGCGAGUCGACUGUAUACAAGAUAGAGUACAACGUCAAGGAGCAUGACUGCUUCUGGCUCAAGGGCGAGCCGUACUCGCUCGAGCAUAUGUUGGGCGGUCACGAACUCGCCAGUCAGUUCGUCGGUGGUACAAUCUGCCAAGCUUACCUUAGCGCAACAAAAUACCAUCGUUGGCACAGCCCCGUCAACGGAUCAAUAAAGAAGAUUGUCCAGAUCCCGGGCACAUAUUACGCAGAAUCGCCCGCUAUGGGCUUCAGAGAUCCCAAUGGACCUGACCCUGUUGGAGCGAACGACUCGCAGGCAUUCAUCACCGCCGUCGCCGCGCGUGCGCUUGUGUUCAUCGAGGCGAACAAUCCGGACAUCGGGCUGAUGUGCUUUGUGGCUGUGGGGAUGGCGGAGGUGUCGACCUGUGAAGUGACCGUCAAGGAGGGUGAGAAGGUGGCAAAGGGGGACCAGAUUGGAAUGUUUCACUUCGGAGGAUCGACUCACUGCUUGAUCUUCCGUCCAGAGACCAAGCGACCGUCGAGUGAGGGUUAG